Molecule: messenger RNA, 549 nt
Organism: Nymphalis io (European peacock)
Lineage: Eukaryota; Metazoa; Arthropoda; Insecta; Lepidoptera; Nymphalidae
Exons: 5
Coding region: 27-524 (165 amino acids)
Source: RefSeq, a predicted model, not a curated record
UGUUCAUCAACGCGUAUCAGAUCAUAAUGAUUGUAGAGCUCUGUAUAAUACUGCGAAUUGUAUUGAAUGAAAGCCAACACUUCGCUUUCCAGGGAGCAACUAUCGAAACUUGUAAAGCAACAAAAGAUGCUAAUGGUGUUGACCUUACACCGACCCCUAAAAUUAUGUCAAACGACCAUAUUCCUCAACAAGACUCCUGGGAUGUGAAUAAUGGAAUAAAGUCAUUAUGGAUUUACCGAUCACCACUGAUACAACCACAUCAAAGUGAUGAACAACAGUCACAUCACGUGGUCCUAAAACCACCCCAUAUAGUAACGAGGCUCGCGAAACCGCUAACAUUUGGUUUUGAUCCGUUUUUUAAAAAGGAAUAUUUCGAACCGUUUGAAAGACGUCAAAAACCUGUAUCUCUAGUAACAUUUAGAAAAAAUGGAAUUCAGCCUAGAGAAAUGAUUACUAAUGGUCAAGCCGAAUCAGCUGAAGUGGCGGAAUUGCAGUCUGCGUUCAAUGAUCUUAGUAAUUUAUAGCAGGAUGUACCAGAUAACAUACGAA